Messenger RNA from Sporisorium graminicola, 6615 nucleotides. RefSeq lists its product as uncharacterized. The record is from RefSeq and is a predicted model, not a curated record. The transcript has a single exon. Lineage: Eukaryota; Fungi; Basidiomycota; Ustilaginomycetes; Ustilaginales; Ustilaginaceae. Bases 1 to 6615 code for a protein of 2204 amino acids.
AUGCCGCAUCCCUCGUUCGAGUCGUACGAUCUGGCACACUCGUCGCAUCCGAGAAUAUCGUAUCGCAACGAUGAGGAUCUCUUCGACACUCUCUUCCCGCAGCCUCCUCCUCGUUCUCGUUUACAGGCAGAGCGUCUGGCACGCCCGUCGCUACCAACACUCAAGCCAUCGCUCCAUCUCGACUCUGCCGACUCGUCGCGGUCGACGACACAGCCUUUCUCUUCCUCCAAUUCGGUCGACUCUGUCAACUCGCUCUCGUCCUAUCCUUCCUCCACCUCGUCCCUCUCGCUACUGCAUAGCAUACACCCCAAUAAGCAGGCAUCCACCGACAGCUCAAUAGACUACUACAGUCCAGCUAUAAGCGAUGUCAACAGCGCAGACACCGACCACAGCGUAUCUAGCGGCCGGGCCCACUCGCAAGCCUCCGAGGUUGAUUCUCACGAACAGGCAGGUCCCUUCACUCCAUUGACUCCCAACGGUCCGGCACAGACUUGGAGGCCCAAAGAACUCAACCUUGUGCGAAAGAGACAGGCGCCUGCACCAGUAGAAUCUUCGCUGCCGCUUCCUCAAGGGACACCUAAUUGGAAUACAACACCCACCACCGCCAUCAGCGGCGACCGUAAUGCGCUUCUCAUCGGCCUCGGCCUCGGCGGUGUCAGCCUUGACCCUGUGCCGUCGCCGGCUCCCUUGAGCGCGACCACGCCCCAAUCGAUGGCUCUCUCGCGUUCCAGGUCGCCGCAGCUCGUCUCAAGCACAGCCUCUUCGCGCGAUGGUUUUGCCCACUCGAAUGGUGCGCCAACGCCAGCUGUGCAUCCAGGACCAAAGCAGCUCAUUCUCGUCUCUUCUGGCGGGCUGCCGGCUGUGCGACGCUUUCCUGGUCGCAAAAUGAGCGAAGGUCUCGUCGAAAACUCCUCAUCGCCCACGCCCCCUCCCGCAUCAGAAGCUUCUUCCCGCAGCAACACGCCUCAGAUGCGAUCCGCCAUUCCCGUCCUGCCAAGCGGUCCCGCCUUCGUCGCCAACCGAGCGCUAUCUCCGGACAUUGCUUCGAUUCCCUCCGCCGCAGAAAGGUCAGCUGGUCUUUCUGCGCAGGAGUUCUUGGCGCAGAUCGCAUCCACCCCGGAAUACCAGGCCAGCGAGUACUUUGACUCAGCAGCAUUUGGGGCCUCUCCGGCUUUGCCGUCUUCCGCUCAGCAAGACUACGGCGUCAUGCUCGAUCGGAGCGAGGAUGCGGAUGCAAGCGAAGUAAAGGCAGAGGGAACACCCACCUUGACAACAUCCUCUACUCCUGCCGCCUCUGCGUUGACGACCAAGGCUCCUGGCUUCUCCUGGAAUCAGCGUUCAAGGGCGGCUUCUCUGAGCAAGAGGAAACCGCCACCUGCACCGCUGGUCCUCACCUCUUCUCCGGCUACCAGCGCAUCGGAUACUCUUCCCGGCUCAGCAGGUGGCCUACGUAGGCGCUCUCUCUCUGCCACCAUCACCCAGAGAUCGCCCCUUUCCGCCCCAGACUCGGCAAACUCGGGUGCCGACGCGCAGCCUCCCGUCCAGACGUCUGCUUCCACUUACUCGACCUCCAAUCACCGACAUCAAGACAGCGUGUCAGACUACUCCGAGCCACUCCGGACGGCGUUUUACGAUUUUGACUCGGAAGACGACGUAGAAGAGCACGGCUUUGCUUCGAAGCCGAGUAGCGAGUUCGACAUCAGUAAAGCUGAAGGUGUGCCGCCCUCAGCCGGCACCACCAACUCCGAUCGUCCGAGUUCCAACUCGGCUGUCUCGGCGCAGCGCAACAACUCGCAGUCCUCUGCCAUGAGCAGUCGCAUCAUUUCGCUCAGAAGCGAAGCGCAGAAUCGCCAAAGCUCUGGCUCGGGAUCAACAGCAGCAGCAUUCGAGUUUGAUGAUCUCGAAAUCGAGUCUGCCAGCGAGAGUCUCAGCCUCGAGACCAUGAUGGGCUUCCUCCAGCGUCACGGCUCUCACAAAGCUUCGAGUUCUUCGUCUGUAGAGGAUGUCCGCUUGGAUUCACAGCCUCAAGAGCAAGUCGCACACAACGCAGCAGAUUUGACCAUCACACAAGCGUCGCCUGUUUCUCCCACAACUGCAUCGCCGAUGUCAAAGCAGGACGAGCGCUCAAAGAGGCUUUCCACAGCAUCCACUGCGCCGGCGAUUCCAAGCUUUAAUAUCGCCGUCUUCGGCCCCAGUCAGAACAGCAAAGCGCUCGAUGCAACGUCCGUGACAUCCUCGCUCAUUCCUAAGAACGGCACACAGGAGGAACGAGGGGCGUCGGCUUCCGUGCCACCCUCGCCCAGUGCUCGCACUGUUCCCUCUCGCAAACAGAGCAUCGUACCCGCUCCGCCUUCGUUUGCUAUUCACGAUGCCCAACGCGUUGAGGGGCAGGCGGCGGAGUCGGGUAUGCUUCUUCCGGCCAUCGCCCACGGCGUCGACAGUCGGCCCGCGGCCAUGGCACGAGCCAAUAGCAACGAGUUGGGCAACAGCCGAUGGAGCUCGGGAUCCGAGUCGGACGGCGAUGCAGCCAUGUCGAUCAAGGGCGGACGCAAAUCCUUCUCAAAAGGCAGGAAGAGUUUCUCUAGCAGCCGCAAGAACAGUGUGCCAUUUGUGCGCGAGUCAAGCAACGUUUCGGCUUUCGACUCGCUGCCCGAGAAUGGGAGGAGGCAGUCGAAGUCCGGCAAGACCAGUCUCUCUGGCUCUUCGUCGGCUGCGAUUGUGCAACCACAGCCAGUGCUGCUAAAGCCGUCCAUGUCGAAGCGCCUGUUCCUCAGCGGCCUGCCAUCCUUCAGGAAGAAGAGCUUCUCGAAUCUCGGCGGCCAGUCAGCGUCCCCUUCAACACCGAACUCUUCGCGCGAACCAGUCUCCGCCGGUAUGCCCUGCCCCGGUGCCACAGAAUUCCCGUUCCCGCCAUCGUCAGAGUCGCCACAAUCGAGCAGUGCUCCUCCCCUUCCCAGCAUGACCAGCCGACCCUUGAACCACCGCGUCGAACCCCCUCAACUCUCGAUCAAGACGGCGUUGGCAUCCACCUUUGCGUCGGCAAAUCUCCAGCCAGUCCAGUCGCCGCGAAGUCCUAUCUCGGCCGCCGGCUUUGCAUCGUCGAUGGGUGCUUCUGGCCCGCUCACCACGCAACAGAUCCUGGCACAGUCCCGCAACAAUGUCUGGCCCGAGAACUACAUUGGCAACAGCGUCAGUACAGCAGGCAUGACGUCUCCGUACCUGUCCGCAUCUCAUGACGCGUUUAACCACACCUUUUUGCCUUCAAGGCUUGCCCCGACUCCGCCUUACUCUGGCUCAGCCAAUCGCCUGGGUUGGUCAUCGGCGCCACACACGUCGCCGGUGCCUCAGAGCCCCCGCUUCGCUGGCAUGGCGUCCCAUGACAAGUCUCUGCCGGGCACGCCCGUCGAAGAGAUUACGGCCGUGCCUCGUUCUCGCUCGCGCACGGCCGAGAUUGCUCCGCCCAGAAAUUUGCGUCACAUCCGCCAGUCCUCGUCGAACUCUAACCUCGACAAGAUGUCUAAGGAUGUUCCUGCUGAUCUCUUUCGACCGUGUCAAGCCAAGCCACCAGCUCCGGUUGCCCAUCUAGAAGGCAGUGCGCCGAGCUCGCAGCUGCUUGCUUGUGCUACAGACGAGGAGAAGCUGCCAACGAUUUCCGAGUCUGCGAUGCGGGCUGCUUCGCUUGACGAGGCAACUGCAGAAGUCAAUGACGUGAAUAGGUUUGCAGCUUCGAUCUCAAUACUGGUAGACCGGAAGCAAGCCAAGCUGAAAAAGGCUCAACGCAUUCGCAAGCAGAACGACCGCUUUGCGCGAUACAACUCGUGGUCCGAGUACGGUCUGCACUGGCUCGCUGAACAGGGCGAUGAUGCGUUCGAUCGCUUGGCUGCCGAGGGUCUCCCUUCGACAGCCGUCUUGGCUGCAGCUGGCUCUUCUUCCAGCCAAUCGCACCAGACUCGGAUUGCAAAUGGCGGACCUGGAGGCGGCGAUGACGACUCGGAGGGAAGUGACACGGACGACUACGGCUCCAGCGACGGCGGAGGAGGUGGUGGUGGAGGAUCCGGGGGUGCAGGAGGCGCAGGUGGCGGCAAGCACCCAAGCGAGGGCGGUGACGACGCAGACGACUCGGAGGACGAAGACGAAGAAGACGGAUCCGAUGACGACGACGAAGACGCAGAGGCUAUGACAGACAAAGACUCGGAAGACGAUUAUGGUACUGUUGAGCAAUCCGCCGCCGCCCGGACUCGUCGAGCAGGUGCCAUGCCUGCCGUCCCUUCCCGCAACGCCUCAACGACAGCAUCCGGAACUCACGCCGAAACCGCAGCCGAUUCCGACUCGUCAGAUGAUCGACCGUUGGGCAAUCUUGUCCAUGAUCCCAAAGCCCUUCAGAAGGCUUUGCGAGCCAAGGAGCGAAAACGACACUUUGAUUUGGCGGCUCAAGCGCUCGAAGGCAAAGGUAACUCGAGCGCCUCCGCGUCGACAAGCAGCCAUGCUCGACAUGCAGUGCAGCGUCAAGUCCAAGGUCAAGCCAACGAAGCCCCGGUCAACCCUAAUGAACUGUCGCAGCGACUGACCAAGGUGCAAGGGCGUCGAGAGCGGGCACAGGCGAGGAUGCAGGCACAGGAUCCCAAUGCUGCCCUCAUGCAGCGAUCGCAGACGGUUGCACGUCAGGAUGUUGGACGCUCCGCAGCAGCGGCCGUUUCGAGGUCCAAGUCAGUGCGAACGACGCCGGCCGAGCGCUCCAUUCAUCCGGGCAUGCGCGCUAGAACGCCGUCUGAAGCUGCUCUGCGCGCCAAAGCCAUGACUCAGGCGAUGCCACAAGGACCUUCACCCAUCGUUUCGACGCUUCCCAACAUGUCCAAGAUGCCAGAGCUUCCGUCCAACGCCAUGGCCACGGUCGUCGCUGCCCAAAAAGCCAUGGCGCAUGCGCAGGCUAAUCCCACACCCGCCGCAUUAGCUCAAGCACAGGCGCUGGCGACCUCGGCCACUGCGGCUUUGAACGCAGCGACAGCUCAGGUCAAAAGGACCGGAUCGUCGCCCAUCUCGCCCACGUUCAACCCUGGCGAGCCGAUGACACAGGUCGCCACUUCUCCACGCAUAGUGGAUGGCGCGGAGUUCCCUGUUGCCAGGCGUCGUGAGAAUUCGCGAGGACAGGCCCUGCCCACGGCCUCGAGCGGGACAGGAGCUGCUGCGCCUGCCAUGGUUUCGACUCACCAGCCGGGUAUGCUGCAACGGCUUCGCUCGCGUUCUGUUUCGCGCCCUCAGGCUCCAAUGACCAUCAACACCGCCGCCGCACAUCCGAUGCCCGACUUGCCACGGCCCAGCACCGCCUCGAAAGACUCGCAAGCAUCGAGCUCGCCGCACAGUUCGCACGCCCCAACAUUUGCGGCACUGUCGCAGGCUGCGAAGCAUCACGGACGUCCCUCUGUCGAUUCAUCGACCGCUCACGGUGAUGCUUCGACGCAGAGGUUCCCGUCGGCGCUUCCAGGCAGUGCAUCAGCCUCGCACGAGGGCAGCUUUAGUCACAGCACGACUCCAACGGAGCCGCGACAGCCGCACAAGGUUUUCAUCCUUUCGAGGCAGCGAUUCACCGUGGUCGAGGUGCCCGUCUCUGCUCGCGCCCGCGAUCUUGCUCUCGAGGUGGUGGAGCGUGAGAGGCUGCCCAUGGACGACAGCAAGGGCGGCUGGGUGGUGUUCGACUGCUCUGCCCAGCUUGGCAUUGAGCGUCCUCUGCGCGAAUACGAGAUGAUCACGGACGUGGUCAAUGUGCGCGCUCACCCGAGGACCGACUAUUUCCUCAUCAAGCGAACCGAGCUGUCGCCGUAUCUCUCGAUCCGCUCGGUGCCAUCGAGUUCACCUGCACUGGCUGGCUGGGUGUACGUACAGGAUCGCAAGAAGAAGUGGAAUAAGCGGUGGCUCGAGCUGCGCGAUCACGGGCUGUACCAUGCCAAGAACGAGAAGGGCAAAGACGAGACAACGAUCUGUCAGAUCUCGACGUUUGACGUCUACCUGGUCGACAGCUCGGCGAUCAAAAUGCCGAAAGCCAACGGAUUCGCACUCAGGUCGCAGGAUCCCAUCACGAUGUUUGAGAAGCCGGAGCAGGACUACAUGCACUACUUUUGCUUGACGGAUCCAGCAGCUCACCGCGACUGGGUUCGCGCGAUUUUGAACGCACGCACCUACAUCUUGAGGCAAGAAAAGGCGGUGCUGUUCCAGGUCGACUCUCCCACCAGUCAAGACCUCGGAGCUGCCGGAGGACUUUCGAGGAAAGUUACUUCGCGGCGUCCCAACGGCCGACCCGCAGCAACGGUAGCAGCAACCAGUGUCGAACCCAUCAGCGCUACAGGCCCAUCGCCACCGACGCCGCUCAUUGACGGCAGUGCGUUUGCAGGUCCGUUCGCCAAGGGCAGUCUGCUGGCUGACAAGGCGAUCAGCGAUGCCAAAGAAGCCCUUCGAGGCUAUGCGGCUGUGGCGCCUCCAACAGGAGCUUUCAAUGAUCUGAGCCUGAUGGAACGCAACGCAGUGCGCUCCACCGAGGCGCGUCGAAGGGAGGAGGCCAUCGAGCGUCAACGCCGAAUGAAGGCUGACGGUCAGCCGCUCAUUGACCUCGUUCGCAAGUAG